AUGGCGGUGUCGCCACUUUUGGCGCCGCCCAUCGAGGCCGCCUCGGCGACGCAGCAGCGCUCGACUUCGUCGCCGCUAAAGCGCACCCUCUCGGCCGUCUCCUCCGCCAACGGCACACCCAAGCCCACAAAGGCCGCGAAGCCCGGUGCAGGCCUGCCCGCCGAUGACCUGAUUGAGCAGAUGAACCGGGCUGAGGCGAACAAAUAUGUGACGACACAAUUCCUCGGUGAGGGUACCUACGCCAUCGUCCACAAGGGCUACGAAAAGGCCAAGCCGUCCAACAUCGUCGCCAUCAAGAUGAUCAAGGUCCAGAAGGAGUACACGGACGGCAUGGCACCGGAUGCUGUGCGAGAGCUGAAGCACCUCCAGGAGCUGUCGCACCCAAACAUCAUCGCCCUGCGCUCCGUCUACUCGUCCAACUCGCAGAACCUCUGCCUGGUCCUCGAGUACCUGCCCCUGGGCGACCUCGAGAUGCUGAUCCGCGACGCCAGCGGCAUCAUCUACGGUGGCGCCGACAUCAAGGCCUGGAUGGGCAUGCUGACGCGCGCCGUCUGGUUCUGCCAUGAGAACUUCGUCCUGCACCGCGAUAUCAAGCCCAACAACUUGCUGAUCGCCGCCGACGGUGAGGUCAAGCUUGCCGAUUUCGGUCUGGCCCGCUCCUUUGCCGACCCCUACCGCGUCAUGACCGCCAACGUCAUCACGCGCUGGUACCGGCCCCCCGAGCUGCUGUACGGCGCCCGCCAUUACUCUGGCGCCGUCGACGUCUGGUCCGUCGGCUGCGUGUUUGCCGAGCUGAUCCUGCGCAAGCCCUACCUGCCCGGCAACAACGAGCUCGACCAGCUGUCCCUCAUCUGCGCCGAGCUCGGCAGCCCGACCGAGGACAACUGGCCCGGCGUCUCCAAGCUCGACCAGUUCACCGCGCCCUCGGAGCCGCUGUCGCCCGUCCCGUCCAAGGAGCGCAUGAUGGUGCAGUUUGGCACCGCCGGCGCCGACGGCGUCGACCUCCUCAUGAAGACCCUCACCCUCGACCCUAGAAAGAGGAUCACGGCCAAGGAGAUGCUCAAGCACCCCUGGUGGCACUCGCAACCGAAACCCACUCGCAAGGAAGACCUGCCCAAGAAGAAGACGGGCGCCGAGCAAAAGUUCGCCGCCGACCAGGCGAGGCAGCCCGGCCAGGUCGACGAGAAGAUGGCCAAGGUCGCCCGCAAGUUGGAUUUUGGCGCUCCAAAAUAA
Molecule: messenger RNA, 1233 nt
Organism: Pyricularia pennisetigena
Lineage: Eukaryota; Fungi; Ascomycota; Sordariomycetes; Magnaporthales; Pyriculariaceae
Exons: 2
Coding region: 1-1233 (410 amino acids)
Biological process (GO): protein phosphorylation; positive regulation of transcription by RNA polymerase II
Cellular component (GO): transcription factor TFIIH holo complex; transcription factor TFIIK complex; nucleus
Molecular function (GO): cyclin-dependent protein serine/threonine kinase activity; ATP binding; RNA polymerase II CTD heptapeptide repeat kinase activity
Source: RefSeq, a predicted model, not a curated record